Molecule: messenger RNA, 671 nt
Organism: Prorocentrum cordatum
Lineage: Eukaryota; Dinophyceae; Prorocentrales; Prorocentraceae
Source: the annotation of a GenBank genome assembly
AUGCUGGCCGCGACGGGGCCCUUCAAGCUCCGCGUGCCCUGCGCCGGCGUGCGCGUGCUCGAGCGGCUCGGCAACGGGCGCGCCGACGGGGCGCCGCCGGCCUGGCGGUGCGCGCAGGAGGGCCUGCCUGUGUUGCUGAGACACGGCUUGCGCCGCCGCGUCGCGCUCAGCCGCAGGCUGUUCUCGCGCGUGCUAGGGGCGCGCGAGAUCGAGGUGUCGGAGCUGCUCGCCGCCGCGGAAGCCGGGGAAGUGCGCGGGCUGGACUCCGUGCUGCGCGGGGGCGGCGCCCCGACGCAGAGCCCUGCCGCUGGCGAGGCCACCUCGAGCAGCGGCGCGGGGGUGGUCUCGGGCGGGCUGGCGCUGACGCUCCUGCCGCAGGAGGGCGAGGAGGGCGCCGCAGCCCCACAGGUCGCCGUCGCCGCGCUGCUCUCGGGCAAGGUCCUGCAGUGCUACGUGCCGCAGUCGGAGGCCGCCGCCAUCCUGGGCAGCAUCGAGCUGGAGCCCAGGACCGAGGCCAUCCUGCGGGGCGAGGCCGUGGACAGACCGCAGAGCAGCUGGGCGACGCCGCGGUCUCCUGCGCAGCAGCCGCCGCUGCCGGUAGCGGCAGCGGCGCGGCCGUGGAGGCGGCGCCGUGUGCGGCGGCAGCGGGCUAAGCGCGGCACUGGCCUCGA